AUGGAUUUGAGAUUAACUGUGUGCGACGGAGGUGUUUACGUGCGGAGUCGGGGCGGGGAAGGGGCCGGAUCGAUGCUGGGCGGGUCGGGUGUGCGGGGCGGAGCGGGGCGGGGCGGGCGGAGGGCGCCGGCCGCCGCCACGCCCGGCGGCGGCGGCGAGCCUCGCGCCGCCCGCCUCGAUGUCGCGCGCCCCCACAGUGUGCCCCCACCCGUGCCCCGUGCCCUCUGUCCGACCGCGGCACAGCGACGCGCGCGCAGCGCAGCGCCCCGCACCGCGACACCCGCUGCCCCGCGCCUGCGCCCCCUCUUUCUGUGGGCGCGACAGCUGGACGGCACCGUGCAGGAGGUGCGCUGCGAGGACUACGACUCCAGGAACCGCAUCCGUAUAGCCCGAACUCCGCUCGGCUGGCGGGUCAUCCCGCGGACGGAGAUCUACAACUCCAUCCGCCUGCCGCCGCCUCCCGCUCCUGUGCCGCGCCGUAGAACUGCGCGGGAGAGACGUCGGCGCAAGCGCCGCGGCGGCUCCCGGCGCAGGGUGCGUUCGCCGCGCCUCGAGCAGCAGUGGCUGGCUCCAGAUCUGGAGUCGCACAUCCCGUCACAUACGAUAGCCGUUCCUCGGGCGCUGCCCCCAGUGGCCACGCCGCUGGACAACCUCCUGGCUGUCGCUGAACUAGAGUUUAAUCAACAACGUAGCGAGGAUUGCCUGGAAGCCACCAGUCCGACCCAUCCGUCUUACGAGUUCAUCCCCCCGGAGGAAACACCGCAAGACGCGAUGUCCUUCGAGAUAGGACAGGCGAAACCGACUGAGGAGAUGUUCUUUGAAAGGAAAGUGCCCUCCGAAAGAGCUGACGAGUUUCCAGGAGAUAUGUCAGAGCACAAGGACCUGUUCGAGACGAUCAGCGAGGCGCAUUACUUGCCCGAGUUGGACGGGCCUCACGAUGAGGCGUUGCUGGAGUCUCUGGUAGAAAAAGGCUGUGAAGACAAUCAGAUACUAGGACAAGCGCUAGAUAAGUUGGCGCAUCUUGUGCACUCGGCCCCCGACUACCCUGGAGAGGACGAAGACAUGUUGCUCGGGAACGCACCUGUAUCAGAUAUUAUAGAGCGUCUAGAGCAAUCCCUCGAGUCUCCCAGUCGGAGCAGUAUGACGGCCGCUCAAGGCCUGCUGCAUUUACAUCACAUAGGUGACCAUUUGCAGCAUCCCGAGCAACAGCAAAUGGAUACUUACAUGUCCGAUGCUGUUUUCGCUACGGAAGAAUGUGGCCUUCAAAGUUUAGAUGCGCCGGAAGUGCAGAAUAAUAAUGACGUAAAGGAUAUGGAAUUUAGUCAUAACGAUGACGAAAAGAGGCUAGAUAACGACGUCGGUAUGACCGAUAUCAUGUAUACUGAACAAGUACCUGACUCGAACGAGACAUUCUUAGAUAAGCAAUUUGAGGAACCCCCGGCGCCAUCAUUACCAGAUCACUCUGAGGUUAUGCUACCCGUGGCUGAAGAGCCGGAGCCGGAACCGGAACCGGAGGAACAAAUAAGCGAAUGUGUUUUACAGAGUGAAAAAAGUGACAGUGAAUCAAAGAAUCACGACAAUCAAAAAAGAAGUUGA
Molecule: messenger RNA, 1596 nt
Organism: Leptosia nina
Lineage: Eukaryota; Metazoa; Arthropoda; Insecta; Lepidoptera; Pieridae
Source: the annotation of a GenBank genome assembly